GCAGACUCGAUUGAUCAGUAUUCCCCAACCAUGGCAGAUCUUUUGAAUGUAGCUACGGCGAUGUCGCUUUCUGGACGAGUAGGCCUCGUUACAGGCGGAGGAACGGGAAUAGGAUUUAUGAUUGCUAAAGCCUUCGCUGCGAAUGGUGCGAAAGUAUACAUCACAGGGCGAAGGCUGGAUGUACUGGAGAAAGCUGCAGCGUCAAUCACAGGCAUCCCGGGAUCCAUUGUUCCACUCCAGAUGAAUGUGACAGAUGAAGAAAGCGCCAAGGCUGGCGCAAAGCUCAUUGAGGGAAUCGAUGGCAAGCUCGAUAUCCUCGUUAACAAUGCUGGGUUCGGCACCUCCCUUCGCGAUCCAGAUUUCUCUGCGAAGAAACUCGCUGCAUCGGACCCUUUCGAUCCCGAGACGGUACAGAAUUGGAUGGACAUCUUCGCACUCAACACCAUCGCGCCGUUCUUCGUUGUUCGUGCCUUCCAGUCCCUCCUUAUCAAAGGAGCACAUUCUCGCCCUCAAGGAACGUCAAGCGUCAUCAACAUUAGCAGCGUGGGGGCAAUCAUAAAUACACCAAUAAAGAUGGGUUGCCUAGCAUACGGUCCGACAAAAGCAGCUUUGGAAAAGCUUACUCUUGUUCUUGGGACGAGCUUUGCUGGGAGAGGCAUCCCAAUCCGGGUGAAUGCGCUUAAGCCCGGCUUGUUCCCGUCGGAGAUAGCUACUCCUGAGAUGUUGGAAAUGAUGAGUGCAGAGCCAUUGCCUGGGUUUGGGGCUCCCAUACCCGCGAGGCGACCAGGAACCGAGGCGGAGAUGGGAAUGACGGCGAUCUAUUUAUCGGUAUCUGAUUAUACGAACGGGGCGAUUUUGAGUGUUGAUGGUGGGGUAGCGUUGGUUAAUCCUUGAAGGGUUGAUCUUUUAAUGAAAUUAAGUGACUGCCUUCUCCGGGGGAAGCGUGCCGCUGUCGUUGUGAGAUCAUAUUGUACAUACUCUCCCAUGAACGCUGGGAUCGGAUGUCGAUUACUCUUCUUUUCUCCGAAUGAAAGGUGA
This is a messenger RNA of Desarmillaria tabescens, 1038 nucleotides long. Its product is annotated as short-chain dehydrogenase. Bases 31 to 894 code for a protein of 287 amino acids. NCBI's taxonomy places the organism in Eukaryota, Fungi, Basidiomycota, Agaricomycetes, Agaricales, Physalacriaceae. The transcript is spliced from 6 exons. The record is from RefSeq and is a predicted model, not a curated record.